Molecule: messenger RNA, 369 nt
Organism: Ilex paraguariensis (yerba mate)
Lineage: Eukaryota; Viridiplantae; Streptophyta; Magnoliopsida; Aquifoliales; Aquifoliaceae
Source: the annotation of a GenBank genome assembly
AUGAAGCUCAGAGGACCUGCCAUGAACAGGAGUUUGAACAGAAGGAAUCCAGAUGUUUUGGUUGUGAUGAUUGCAGAGAAACAGAUAAUGAGAGGUAAUGAGGAGGACAAAGGAGAUCAGUUCUCAGAGAUGAGAGACAGAGGGAUGGGCCCUCUAAAGGCUGCAACAGAUAUGAGUGGAACUGCAGCACUAAAGAGUAAUGUUCUUUUGACAAGCCUUGGUGGAGGAGAAGCUGCAUUUCCAGAGUUUGGAUUGUUGGUGGGUGAUAAUUUCUCUGCAACUGAUUGCAAGGUUAUUCCGCGCUACCGCACAGCCAGUGCAGCCCGUGGAAUGAUGCUGGUAGAUAACUUUGGAUUGUCACUGUUCUAG